UGUUUCCUGUCGGUCUGUCUGUGUAGCAGUAUAUGUUUUACGACAGAAUGUUGUUUCCUGUCGGCCUGUCUCCGUGUAUGUUUUACGACAGAAUGUUGUUUCCUGUCGGUCUGUCUGUUGUUUAAACGUAGCCGUGUAUGUUUUACGACAGAAUGUUGUUUCCUGUCGCCCUGUCUCCGUGUUUGUUUUACGACAGAAUGUUGUUUCCUGUCGGUCUGUCUGUUGUUUAAACGUAGCCGCGUAUGUUUUACGACAGAAUGUUGUUUCCUGUCGGUCUGUCUGUAG
Messenger RNA from Lottia gigantea (owl limpet), 285 nucleotides. RefSeq lists its product as hypothetical. The annotation marks the transcript as partial. Lineage: Eukaryota; Metazoa; Mollusca; Gastropoda; Lottiidae. The record is from RefSeq and is a predicted model, not a curated record. The transcript has 3 exons.